AUGAAAUUUGGACGCAAUCUUCCGCGCAACCAGGUGCCCGAGUGGGCGGCCUUCUACAUUAACUACAAGGGCCUCAAGAAACUCGUCAAAGCCGCGUCGCAAAAGGCCAAGAAUGGAGAGGCCGUGGAUCCAGCAGAGCUCUUCUUCGCCCUUGACCGCAACCUCGAGGACGUCGACUCCUUCUACAACAAAAAGUAUGCCGAGGCCUGCCGGCGCCUCAACAUACUGCACAACCGCUAUGGGCGCGUCCCGGAUGUCGUGGCCACGCUCGACCGGGACGAGGUCGAGGAGGUCAUGGGCGCCCUGCUCGAGCUGAGGACCCAGCUGCGAAACCUCCAGUGGUUUGGCGAAAUCAACCGCAGGGGCUUCGUCAAGAUCACAAAGAAGCUCGACAAAAAGGUCCCUGGCAUCUCGUCCCAGCACAGCUACAUCUCCACAAAGGUCGACCCCAAGCCCUUUGCCAAGGAUGCCCACAUCGCCCGGCUGCUCGUCGAGAUCAAUCGCUGGCUCUCCGUCCUCGGCGACGCCCAGAACAUCGACGACUCCACCUCGGACCGCUCUACCCGCUCCCUCGGCCGAGCCUCGGCCAAGGCCAUGCUCCAUCUCCCGCAGGCCCAGCUCGACACCUUGGAUCAGGCUGUUCGCCGCGACGACGUGGCCUCGCUCACGUCCGGACUGGACGAGGCCAAUCUCGGCACAGAGACGCAAGCUCAGGGCUUGCUGCUCAAUCUCCUCCAGCGCUCCAUCUCGGCUCGCUCCAAGGCCUGCAUCGCCUACCUCCUCCCUCUCAUCAAGGACCUGGACGAGCCCGACGACAUCAACGGUCGCAAUUGCAUCCACAGACUUGUCAUCCACAUCGGCCGCACCAAGUUGGCGCCGCCCAAUGAGGACAGCCCAAAGGCCUUUCCGGCCAUCAACACAAACGAGAAUGAGCAUCUCGGCAAGGACGACGAGGCGGUGCAGAUACUCGUCUGCCUCCUUCAGCUGCUGGGGCCGGAGCAACGACACGCCCUGAAGAGUCGCGACACCUUCGGGCGUCUGCCGCUUCACUAUGCGGCCCAGUUCGGCUCCGUCAUCGUCUGCCAACUCAUCAUGGCCAAGAUGCAAGAGUGGAACCAGUUCCACGUCCAGGACGGCAUCGACGCCCCAGAAUGGCAGGACAAUGACGGCUAUGCUCCGUUGCAUCUCAGCGUCAUCGGCGGGCAUCCGUUGACGACCCGAGCCUUGCUGCAGGGUGAGAACUGGCAGGGUAGCAGCGAGGCCAAGGUGCAAUUGCGCAAGACCAUCUCUAAAUCUGGCGCUGUGCUUGCUCUCGCGACAAAGUCCAACUACGAGCCCAUUGUCGAGAUGCUCGUCAAUGCCGACGUCGACAUCAACUGGACCGACAAGACGGGCGAAUCGGCCCUCCACAUCGCCGCCCGGUUUGGCCACGUCGGCUGCGCCCGCAUCAUCAUCAAGGGCAGCGAUUCUCAACAGGCGAAUCUCGAGAUCACCGAGAACUCGUACUCGUGGACGCCGCUGCACGUGGCCGCCGUCGAUGGCUCCAUCACCGUCGUGCAGCUGCUGGUCAGUGCCGGGGCCGACGUCUCCCGGCCCGACGCGUCGGGCUGGACGGCCAAGGAACACGCGGCCCUGCGCGGCCAUAUGGACAUUGCUCGGCUCCUCGCCUCGCACACAAACGACGAGGAGGCCGCGUCUAGGGUGGCCGCGGGACUGCAGGCGUCCAACCCCCCCGAGGGUUCCUCCAUUGACGAGCGACGCUCCAACGGAUCUACCUCAAACGGGGGCCCGCGGCCUGCCGAGCCGGUCAAGAGCUUCGGUCACCGCUAUCUGACCAACGAGAGUCUAGUCCUCGUCAGCCUCGGUACCAUGGACGUUCGGAAGAGUACGGACGCCGUCAGCCUCGACCGUGUCCCUCUCACCGAGGCGCACAAUACGCAGUUGGACACGGCGCUGUCGGUGGUUGUCACUGCCAACGGCGCGCAAGGCGAACCAACCAUCAUCGACCUGCCGGUGCACGAGGGCAUCUCGACGGAGCCCGUCGUGUUCACCACUGGGGACGCCACCAAGGUCAAGCUCUUGUUCGACAUUGUCCCGACGUACUCGGGCAGCGAGAAGAACAAGAUUGGCCGGGCCGUCGCCCUGCUGUCCUCGAUCAAGCCGACGCUCGGCACCCAGCGGGUCAACCUCCAGGGCGACGUGUGCGUUCCCAUCAUGUCGGGCAACCUGGAAGUCAUCGGGACCGUCAACUUCAACUUCCUCGUCAUCACCCCCUUUUACCACCCCAACAUGGAGGUCACGUCUCAGCAGACGUAUUGGAAGAAGCUUGACUCCACCAUGGUCAUCGGCCACCGUGGCCUGGGCAAGAACCUCACGUCCAACAAGUCUCUGCAGCUGGGCGAGAAUACGCUGCCUUCAUUCAUUGCCGCGGCCAACCUGGGCGCGCAAUACGUCGAGUUUGACGUUCAGCUCACCAAGGACCACGUUCCCGUCAUCUACCACGACUUUCUCGUCAGCGAAACCGGCAUCGACGCUCCGGUGCAUACCCUCACCCUGGAACAGUUUCUCCACAUCAACUCAGACAAGAGGAGGGACGCGGCGCAGAACAGCAACCGCUCGCUGUCGAUGGGCUACGCGGGAAGCGGGCACGACGAGAUGGAGGAGCGCAUGAAGCACACGCGCGACUUCAAAGAAAAGGGCUACAAGGCCAACUCUCGGGGCAACUUCAUCCAGGCGCCGUUCGCGACCCUCGAGGACCUUUUCCGCAAGCUGCCAGAGGAGAUUGGGUUCAACAUUGAGCUCAAGUACCCCAUGCUGCACGAGAGCGAGGAGCACGAGAUGGACACGUACGCGGUCGAGCUCAACUCGUUUUGCGACACGGUGCUCUCCAAGGUCUACGACCUGGCCGGGUUCCGGCACAUCAUCUUCAGCUCGUUCAACCCCGACAUUUGCCUCUGCCUCAGCUUCAAGCAGCCGUCGAUCCCCAUCCUCUUCCUCACCGAUGCCGGGUGCAGCACGGUGGGCGACAUUCGAGCCUCGUCGCUGCAGGAGGCCAUCCGUUUCGCGAGCCGCUGGAACUUGCUCGGCAUCGUGUCGGCGGCGGAGCCCCUCAUCAACAGCCCGAGGCUCGUGAGGGUCGUCAAGGAGCUCGGGCUGGUGUGUGUCAGCUACGGCGUGCUGAACAAUGACCCGACUCUGGUUCAGCGACAAGUCAAGGAGGGCAUAGAUGCCGUCAUCGUCGACAGCGUCCUGGCCAUUCGCAAGGGCCUCACGAGUGCCGAUGGCAGCGGAGACCAAUCGACAGACACCAUGUCUGAGACAGACAAGGAACAAAAGUCAUGGGAGUAG
Hirsutella rhossiliensis is the source of this 3348-nucleotide messenger RNA. RefSeq names its product glycerophosphoryl diester phosphodiesterase family domain-containing protein. Lineage: Eukaryota; Fungi; Ascomycota; Sordariomycetes; Hypocreales; Ophiocordycipitaceae. The record is from RefSeq and is a predicted model, not a curated record. The transcript has 6 exons. Bases 1 to 3348 code for a protein of 1115 amino acids. Gene Ontology annotation, molecular function: glycerophosphocholine phosphodiesterase activity; protein binding. Gene Ontology annotation, biological process: glycerophospholipid catabolic process.